Cylicocyclus nassatus is the source of this 903-nucleotide messenger RNA. The record is from the annotation of a GenBank genome assembly. Lineage: Eukaryota; Metazoa; Nematoda; Chromadorea; Rhabditida; Strongylidae.
AUGUCUGCUGAGGCGUUAAAAUUGAAAGAAGAAGGCAACACAUGCUUCCGAGAGAAACGCUAUCACAAAGCUAUUGAACUUUACACACAGAGUCUGCAACUGGAACAGUCAGCCACUGUUCUUGCUAAUCGAGCCCAAUCCUACCUAAAUCUCGAAGAAUGGGCGAAGGCUCUUAUGGACUGCAAUCGAGCGCUUGAACUCGACUCGAAAAUGGGCAAAGUCCUUUACAGGAGAGCGCAUGCUCUUGAAAAAGUCGGACUCAAAGCAUCCGCUCGCAAAGAUUUGGAGCGCUGUCUGAAGGUUGCCCCGAACUCGGCUGCGGAAACAAUGUUGAAAAAUCUUGCGAAUCAGUCUGACGCUGAAGUGAUUGUAGUGCCAUGUGUAGAAAAAGGUGAUGAGAUACGUUCUGACUCCGAGUUUGUCGAAAUCGUCAUCGAUCUGCCGCGGAAAGAUGAGAAAACAGAUUUGGAAAAAGUGAAGGAAACAAAUGACGAAAAUCUAGCAGAAGAACAUGGUCCUGUUCAUUUUGCUGUGCCAACCUCUUUGCGACAAUUUUCAAAGGAUUAUCGAGAGAUGGAGCGAUUGCCACCCGAGAAUUUUGCGAAGUACUUUUUAGCUAUACCCACAACGAUAUACCCCUCUCUAUUCGGUGACCUGAUGGAAACAGAAAUGCUGGGCCGACUCAUCCGAGGUCUCGUUCCUCUGCUGGCAAUGGGAAGCGCAAAUCCGGUGGAAGUUUCGGCGUGCUUACUUCAUCUAGCGGAAGUUCCACGAUUUGAGUUAUUAGUGAUGCUAUUGGGUGAUGAUGAAAAGAAAGAACUCGUCCACAUUUGUCAGCUCCUUCCAGAAAAUGAAGCUAUUUUCAUUCGUGAAAAGUAUCACAUUGAGGAGGCAGAGAUCUAA